AUGGCGGCCUCCAGGGCAGCGGCGGCCGCGGGCGGGGGCCGCGGGCGGCGGCCGCCGGUGCCGGCGGUGGUGGCCGCCGCGCUGGCGGCGCUUGGCUGGCUGCAGGUGGCGCGCGGCGCCGGGAACCCCCUCAGCGACCCUCUACUACAGCCGUAUUUCCCCUCCCGGCACGGCCCUCCCCACCACCACAGGCACGUCAGGGACUGUCAGCCCCUCAGGUACGGCAACGUAACGCACGAAGCUUGGCCCAGCGACAACAGGACGGGUGGCCCGGUGGCUACCACCAGAACGUUUGUUUCUUACAUCCCCUCGGGGGACAAGGACCGCAAGGUGGUCUACGGCCACUUCACUUUCGUGAGGAACCCCCUGAGGACCUUCUCUGUGCUAGAGCCGGGCGGUGCGGGAGGCUGCCAGGCACGCCGCAGAGCCCCCGUGGAAGAGACCGCGAAGCUCGGGAAGUGUCUGGUGGCCCAGAACGGUGGGUACUUUGACAUGGGAACCGGAGAGUGCCUUGGGAACGUUGUGAGCGAUGGAAAGCUGGUGAGAAACUCUGGAGGUCUGCAAAAUGCUCAGUUCGGCAUCCGGAAGGAUGGCACCAUGGUAUUUGGUUACCUGUCUGAGGAAGAUGUCUUGGAUGAAGCAAACCCUUUUGUGCAGCUUGUGAGUGGGGUAGUUUGGCUCCUAAGAGAUGGAGAAGUGUACAUCAGUCAGAGUCAAAUGGCUGAGUGUGGUGACGUUCAAACCACAGGAACCUUCAACAAGUUCAUCAACGUGAUAUCGGCCAGGACUGCGGUUGGACACGACAGUCAGGGGCAGCUGGUCUUGGUUCAUGUGGAUGGACAGACAGAAUCCAGAGGGGUCAACCUCUGGGAAAUGGCUGAAUUUCUGAAGCAGCAGGGAAUCAUCAAUGCUAUCAACCUGGAUGGUGGAGGGUCUGCAACGCUGGUCUUAAAUGGGACCCUCGCAAGCUACCCGUCUGAGCACUGCUCCUUUGACAACAUGUGGCGUUGCCCUCGGAGCAUCUCGACCAUCAUGUGUAUCCACGAGCCUGCCUGCGAGCCUGCAAACUGCAGCGGUCACGGGGACUGCGUGCAAGGGGAGUGCCGCUGCACUGGGGACUUCUGGAGAGGCCCAGCCUGCGACGUCUUGGACUGUGGCCCUUCCAACUGCAGCCUGCAUGGCAUCUGCACCGGCUCUGGAUGCCUGUGUGAUGCUGGCUGGAUCGGCAGCAACUGCAGCGAAGCUUGCGCGAGCGGUUUCUACGGCACCGCUUGCACCCAGAAAUGCCAGUGCCAGAAUGGUGGCUCGUGUGACCCCGUGCACGGAGCCUGCUCCUGCCCGGCUGGCUACUAUGGCACCAGCUGUGAUCAAGAGUGUCCCCUGGGCUGGUAUGGGCCGAACUGCCAGAAACCAUGUGCAUGUGAACACAUGUGUCCCUGUGACCGGGAGACAGGCAGCUGCAACGUCACCUAUGAAUUGGCAGUACAGGACCAGUUCAACAAAGCUGAGCGGUGUUUGGCUUCCCGGAGUAAGGGAAGGAGCAAAGAAAAAUUCUCUCUGUCAGAAAAAACCUGGAUCUCCAUGACCUCUCUCUUGGUUCUGCUUCUGGUGAUUAGUGCCAUGGGAAACGUAGGCCUUUUUCUCAAGGCCAGGUCAGAGAGGCACCACGAGAGCGGUGACUAUCUCUACCACCCCCUGAGGGAGAUGAACGGAGAAGCCAGCCAUACCUCCACAUCUGCUGCCUGCGAGACAGAAGAUACUCAGGACCAAAGCCAGGCACUGCUUUAGAGCCCCGGAUGAGAAGCGAGGAGGUAUUUUACUUUGCACCUUGGCCUGCGCCGCUCAGCACUGACUGCCACAGAGGCAGUCAGUAAACUGACAGUCUAAAACUGCUGAUGAACCCCACAGCAGCAGCAAGAUACCUCAGCCCAAGAAACUCCCUUGUUUCUGGCCCAGCCCUGCUGAGAAUGCAGCCAGGUCCCCUCCCUUCCUCUGCUGCUCCAGCUGGAGCAAACAAGACGGCGUAAUUACUUGCCACAGGAGGAUGCAGGGCACAAGCCACGGGGCCAGCUUCCACACACCCAGGCGGGUAAGGGAAUUCCACUGCUGCAGCAGGGGAGGGAGUGGGCCUGUUCCCUCCAAUACUUGAGGGAAGCAGGUGAGGGAUGUAACCCAGAGGCACUUCAUAAAGGUCCCUUCUCACCUGAGCAGCAGUGAGUAUUUUUAAGAUGGGAGAUAAAUUGCCUCUAGCAUAAAGCCAGGCUUAAGGAUUGUGUAGUCUGUAACUGUCUGCCCUUCCCUGGUAAGCUCAGAGUUUUAUCAGAAAACUGAAAAAAAGUUGUUUUAAGAUGUUGAAAGAGGUGCAGCACACAAUGAAACCACAGCAUUCUUUCUUCUGGCCACAGCAGGAGGCGCAAAGGCUGACACCCAGGGUUGGGGCUGUCUUGCACCUGACUUUCUUCACCUGGCUUGUGUUGACUGCAGGGCCAGAGUGUUUUCUUACUGAAUCCUUAGUCCUAGGAGCAGUCUAAGAGGUGCUUGAUGAGCACUGCAUUUUUGCUACAGUACAGCAACAUAAAAAGCCUUGUUAGGUCAAAAAUGUCAUUCUCUUGUACCUCCCAGAAGCCGGCAUGCUCUGCCUGGCUGCGUGGGCUGCCACCGAGGGACCGCGGCCUGGAGCUCUCCCACCCGGGGAAGGGGAGAGACAGCAGCAGCCUGGCCGG
Gavia stellata (red-throated loon) is the source of this 2723-nucleotide messenger RNA. It is a transcript of the gene NAGPA, whose product is annotated as N-acetylglucosamine-1-phosphodiester alpha-N-acetylglucosaminidase. The coding region runs from base 1 to 1788 and encodes 595 amino acids. NCBI's taxonomy places the organism in Eukaryota, Metazoa, Chordata, Aves, Gaviiformes, Gaviidae. The transcript has 11 exons. The record is from RefSeq and is a predicted model, not a curated record.